Messenger RNA from Penicillium hordei, 1635 nucleotides. RefSeq lists its product as uncharacterized. Lineage: Eukaryota; Fungi; Ascomycota; Eurotiomycetes; Eurotiales; Aspergillaceae. The record is from RefSeq and is a predicted model, not a curated record. The transcript is spliced from 2 exons. The coding region runs from base 1 to 1635 and encodes 544 amino acids.
AUGUCGAUCACAUCCUGCCAGUCGAAGUUAUGUCGACGAAUAUCCCUCGAGGGAUUUUCCAUUCACUAUCUCAAGAGCAUUUGCUUCAUUGCGACAAGCGAUAGCCUUAGAGAACUAGAAGCACUAGCCCAAACAGAUGGUAUUCGGGAACGAGUUCAAGAGUUGUGGAUGAUUCCAUCCGUGUUUGAUGGUUCCCAUGCAGAAAGUGAAAGUUCUAUUUCCGAAUUUGCCGUGUCAUCGAGGAGUUGUCGCCAGGUACCUAAUGACGAACUAAAGGCUCGUUUUUCAACAUAUAAAGCCUUGGUUACAGACAAUUCUAGUCUUCUAGAAUCGGAGGCCUUUAGCACUCGGCUACGCAAAUGCUUGGAAAGGUUCGACAACCUUGACACGGUUGGACUUGCACAUUGCACGACGAGCUUUUUGCUCGACCCGCGACAAGAAAAAGUCAGUUUCCUUGGCUGGCGCCGCCUCAUUAAUCAAAUCGACUUCCGAUUUGGGAGUAAGAACUUCGAGCCGCUUCGUAGUAGCGGAAGCGUAAUGGACAAGGUUAACUCUUUAGCCGCGUCAAGGCUUUUGCAGGCGCUCAGUGGAACCAACCGGAAAAUCAGGAAGUUACAGACAUGUAAUCCUGAUUGCUGUGGUAACAUUGCCCCCGAAAUCCUCCUCACGGAAGAGCAAUACAGCUCUGUUCAAUCCGUUCUGGGUGAUUUAGAGGAUCUCCACGUUCGCAUAGCUUUCAGAACCGCGAAGCCGGCUUGUGUCAUGAGUGCAACGACCUGGAUCACUCUGCUUAUCCAUGUUGCUCCCCGCCUAAAAAGACUUGCUCUCUCCCAAGACUAUUCCCUUGGAGGGCUUUCUAGCGAAAUCGAAUUCAACCGGCUCAAAGAGCUCCAUCUCCAUAAGACUUGCAUCAACUCCAAGAAUUUGAAAUCAUUGCUCCUCAAAGCCAAGGAAACCCUCGCUAUUUUCACGAUUUUUAAGGUGAUCAUGGAGGAUACCUCACCAUCAUUGUUGCCGGAUUAUCCAUCAAUUUGGUAUCCUAUAACUCCAGCCAGGCUUCGUCCACCUCCAGUCCCUAUUUCUACAAUCACAGAUAUCUAUGAUCCAAUCUUAACAACCCCCUCUCUGACUCCAGCAGCCUACAAUCCAACUUCAACAGCCUACACUCCAACCUCAGCCUACACUCCAACCUCAGCCUACACUCCAACCUCAGCCUACACUCCAACCUCAGACUACACUCCAACCUCAGACUACACUCCAACCUCAGACUACGCUCCAACCCCAACUCCGUAUUAUACUCAACCACCCGGACAACUACCACCCGGACAAACUUACAUCCCUUCAACCCCCUACAUACCCUCCGUGGGUCAUGAAGAUGUUCUUUGGAAGUCGGUUUGGAAUUUCUUUGGAGAAAAUCUAUCGCUACAGAGAUUCUCCAUGGCAAAGAUCGCCGACCGCAGCCAUGAGAUCUCUAUUCAAAGCACAGAUGACUCGAUUGAACCUAGCGACAAGGCUUUUUUUGAUGCUGAAACUGUUGGAAUUUCGUUUCGUCAAUGGAUCAGCCAAUUGACCCCUAUGCAUUUACUGGAUUCACCUAGUAUUCAAAUGUGGCCGUACGACGAUAACAGUAAGUAA